AUGUCUCCUAUCUCGCCGGACUACUCAACUCGUCAGCGUUCGAAGCAUGGCACCGUAUCAGACAGAUCACCUCUCCAGAAGCUGGAGGGCAAGCUCGGCGGCAUAAGUAAAGAAGAAAAGCGAGCCCGAACCGAGGACGCUGAGUACCGCGCCCGUCAAACAUCAGUGGCCAACCAGUCUCGACGGGUCGAUGCUGGUGGCCAGCAACCUUUACCUUACAGGCCAGCUACAGGAUAUCGUCGCCAGGACCAAAGGUAUCCGUCCGCGCCAGUGUCAGGGACCGAACGCGACGAGAAGCCGCAACAGAGACGAUACUCGGGAGACUAUGCUAGAAAUCCUUCUGAGGUCGCCGAUCCAAACGCCCUGAAUGCUGGUCAAAGGUUCAGGCGUGCGUCUGACGCACUGAGGAUGCAAGGUCAGUCACAAGCCACAGACGACACCAUCAAUCCGUCUGGUAACCCGGGAGGUGUUGAUGGCCAAAGACAAGUCGAACGGUCCAAUUCGAAGGGAUAUCGCCAUCGAGCUCGGGAUGCUGGGUUUGCUGGAGCCGUGGCUGCCGCUGCCACACCCUCGACUACCAACGCUCAUGGGUACGAUGGCGUUCGUAGUCAGGAGUACCCUCGUCGUUCUUCCGAUCAACACAACCGGGCACAGUUCGCUAGCCGUGACAGCAAGCGCAAUGCGAGCCAGAAUUCUGACUCCCAGGGCCACUCCUCAGGCAAUAAUCAUCCGUCACAUUUACCUGCUACUCAACAACCUUUACACACUGCCCGCAUCGGAGCUAGUGGAGACACCAAAGCUGUAAGACGACAUCAGGAGCCGGACCCCAUUCCGCCUCAAUCGGUUAGAACUGGUCACACACAUGGACCAGCCUAUAGUAUCCCUCCCCAGACCGCAGGCGCGCAGGGUGCAAGAGAUCAUGUAGGCUUCACCAGAGCAAAACCAGUAGCUCCCCCAGCAAAUGACCAUGCUGAAGGACGACAUCACCACGGCAUUAGCAAUUUAUUCCAUCGACAUCAUCAAAAGGACGGCAUCUAUCGCAAGACACCCGAGCUUGAAGAAUGGCGUCAAGGGAGUAUAGUGAGAUUGACGGCAGAUGAUCUUGAUCUAGAAGAUCCGGAACAAGCCAGUGCUGGCAGAAAUACUCAUUGGUGGGAAGGAAAAAGAUCACGACAGACCAAUGAAUCUCACAAUGGUUCUGGAAUCUACGACGGCGCCUACGACGAGCCAGCAAAGGCCUUCCGCCCUCCUCUGUUUCUGAAAUGCGGCCCAUUGUUACGCUAUACUGGGAUGCGCCGGGAGAGGCUAUCACAGACAAGUCGUACUGGUCUGACUGAGCGAGAGAUCUGGAGAGGUAGCGUGAUGAUUGUGACUCAGGAUGAACAUUCUUCGUAUGCAGACAUUCCGACGCUUCGAUUGUUCGCACAACCAAUGGAACUAUUGCCACCUGUGUCAACAGAGCACGAGCAAGAUCCGCCACCUGAAUACCUGGAUCCGAUCGCCGGCCAGAUAAAAGUCUCCAGGAUCGGACAACCACUCUACGUGAGAUCUGUAGAUAGACUUGAGGAUGGCGUUGAUAUUUCUUGCGUGGAGAACGAGUCUGGACUAUUUGAGUUGACGAAAAGAGCUGCCUCGGAACCUCAAAGAGAUAACCAAUCCGAAGGCGAAGCCUACCCAACGACCACCACGCAUGAUGGACCCAGAGUCCGAACUCGUGACGGCGAGAAGAUUGGCAAGUAUCGUGAAGUCAAGGCAGCUCGCUUGCACCAAGAGCGUGGCGUCACAUUCUGGAGAUUCAACCUAGAGAUCGAGCUUGGCUCUUUCCAAGCCCGAGUUGCAUACCGAAUCAAUCGAGGCCCCGCCAUCGGAUUCUGGGUCCCCGCAAGAGGCGAGAGCAUGAACAUCAUGUUCCAUUCUUGCAACGGAUUCAGUUUGUCAGUGAAUUCGAACGAAUUCACCGGUCCAGAUCCUCUGUGGCGCGAUGUUUUGAACAAGCAUUUGUCGAGACCUUUCCAUGUCAUGCUAGGCGGUGGAGAUCAGAUCUACAAUGAUGCGGCCAUGCGAGAUACAACACACUUUAAGGAGUGGCUGCAGACCAAGAACCCGGAGCACAAGCACAGAGCUGAGUUCUCAGAGGAUAUGCAAGACGAGCUCGAGACGUUCUACCUUGAUCGCUACAGUAUGUGGUUUUCGCAGGGCUUGUUUGGAAUGGCAAACAGUCAGAUUCCGAUGGUCAACAUUUGGGAUGACCAUGACAUUAUUGACGGCUACGGAUCUUAUCCCCACCACUUUAUGAGCACCAGAGUGUUUACCGGCUUAGGUGCGGUCGCCUUUAAAUACUACAUGCUUUUCCAGCACCAGAGUGUGGUAUCAGAAACGCAGCGUGAUGAGCCCUCAUGGGUACUGGGUGCAUCUCCAGGGCCAUAUAUCAACGAGCUCAGUCGCAGUGUGUUCAUGUUCCUUGGCCGCAAGGUCGCAUUCCUUGGUUUGGAUUGCCGAACUGAAAGAAUGAGGGAUGAGGUUCUGAGCCAACAGAGCUAUGAUAUCAUAUUCGACCGAUGUCGAUCAGAGAUUAUCAAGGGAGACACCAAGCAUCUCAUCGUACUGCUAGGUGUACCAAUCGCUUACCCUAGACUCAACUUUUUAGAGAACAUCUUGACUUCUCGAGUCAUGGACCCUAUCAAAGCCAUCGGACGGACGGGUCUCUUAGGAGGAUUCAUCAACAAGUUUGAUGGUGGUGUCGAGAUUUUGGAUGAUUUGGACGACCAUUGGACUGCCAAGCAUCACAAGCCAGAGAGAAACUGGUUCAUCCAAGAAUUACAAGAACUUGCAGCCAGCAAAUCUGUACGUAUCACCAUUCUCGGAGGCGAUGUACACCUAGGCGCAGUCGGACAAUUCUACACGAAGAAGAAGCUGGGAGUCCCUAAAGACAGAGAUCAUCGGUACAUGCCCAACGUUGUCUCCUCCGCCAUCGUCAACACUCCUCCGCCGAAUAUCAUGGGCGAUGUGCUUAAUAAGCGCAACAAGAUUCAUCACCUGGAUGCUGAGACCGACGAGGAUAUGAUUCCCAUGUUCGAACAUGAUGUUAACGGUAAGGCUCGAAACAAUCUUCAUCUAUUGCCCAGAAGGAACUUCUGCAGUAUCAGAGAGUAUGUCCCCGGCUUCACUCCGCCUCCAUCUCCAAGUCCGGAGCGUCAAUCCACACGCAUCCAGGACAACUUGACAGAUAGUCAUUUGUACCCUCCGGGCUCAAUGGCUAGGUCCAGCUCUACCACCAGAGGAGGUCUCCGCCCUGGCAAUCUCGCACGCAGACUUUCUGGCUCCUCAGCGAAGGAACGUCAACCUACCGUGGCAAGAGGCGAGGUGCACGCGAUGGAGGCGUAUGGUCCAAACGAAGCAGCACAUGGCGGUUCUUACUUUCCAUCUACACGCUCGAGACCGACAGAUGCUUUUCGCCGGAGACCUACAGAUCUAUCUGAGAAAGCUGCAUUAAAGGCAAGUACGAAAGGUGGAUCUAACGGAGAAGACAUCGGACACAUCAACCUUGAGUAUGGAUUGGACAUCUGUCUCAAUAUGGAAGUCGACCAAAAAGACCCCGCAGGAGUUACCAAACCUUACAGGUUGUUAGUCCCUGCUUUGUGGUAUGAAGGAGCUGCUGAUAUCAACACCGCGAGGUUCAAAUCAAGAGGCGCUUCGAUGAUGGAUCGUCUGAGGGGGAAAUCCGCUCAUAGAUCACCCAGUCUCGACGAGCAUUCUCUCAGGAGCGAGGACAGUCGCAGCAGCUCAGAAAGUCUCGAAGACCACACAGCCGGUAGACUGGAUGACAGGGCACUCAACUCAAGGCUUCAGGCGAGCGGACGUGAGCCAGCUGCACAGUUCAGAAGUAAAGGUCAUCCUCACGGCUACGAUGGCCCUCCAGACUCCGCAGAAUUCAACAAGGACGUCGGACCGCCUCCUUCUCGUCACAGACAUCCUGCAUUGGCUGGUACAAGUUACGAAAAGGCUUCUGAAGCUGCAGUCCAGCCUCCAACCCAGCCACAUCCUUCGGUACCGGUGGAUAACAAUCGCGAGAAGCGGUCAUGGAAUCUGUUUGGACGUCGACGUCACCAUGAGAUAAGCACAGCAGACGACGGAAGGCCCAAUGAUGAAUACACAGGAUCAGAAGGAAGCUUUACCGAGUCAGAACCGGAUAAUGAAGACUACCGACAACAGCCCCGUGAGCGAAGACCAAGCAUUGCCGACAGGGUCUUUGGCAGAAAUGGUGUGCAAAGAAACGAAGGUGGAAUGCAGAUUGAAGAGGAGCCCAUCGGACAGCAAGAGGCUCCGAAAAAACCAGGAUGGAAGAUUUGGAAAUAA
Aureobasidium pullulans EXF-150 is the source of this 4356-nucleotide messenger RNA. RefSeq lists its product as uncharacterized. Gene Ontology annotation, cellular component: membrane. Lineage: Eukaryota; Fungi; Ascomycota; Dothideomycetes; Dothideales; Saccotheciaceae. The transcript has 2 exons. The coding region runs from base 1 to 4356 and encodes 1451 amino acids. The record is from RefSeq and is a predicted model, not a curated record.